Molecule: messenger RNA, 1249 nt
Organism: Camelina sativa (false flax)
Lineage: Eukaryota; Viridiplantae; Streptophyta; Magnoliopsida; Brassicales; Brassicaceae
Source: RefSeq, a predicted model, not a curated record
AGAAACAUUAUUGUCAUUUUAAUAAGUGAAAAAAACGUGUGGAGUGGAAUCGUGUGAUUAGGCAUAUCCGGAGCUGGGCUGUGGGCAUUGGUCUUGUCGUUUUAAGUAACACAGUUCCGGUAAGUGAAAACGUGGAUCAUGUGAUUAGGCAUUUCGUAUCCUCAUCAUUAGGCAUUUUCAGAAGAAUUGGUUGUAAAAAAAAAUUGAAAUUGAAUUGAAUUGAGAGAAUCUGCCAUCUUCUUACCCAUCUGCUGCUGCCUUUUUCAUCUGAGUAUUGAAAAUGGAAACUCCGGCGAAGAGAGUGUUGAUGACAUCCAACGGCGACGAGGUUUCCAGAAACAUCUCUUUCCAUCUAGCCAAACACGGUUGCAAGUUGGUUAUGUUGGGAAACGUGGCUUCUCUAAGGAGCAUUGUAGACAAGAUUAAAGAUUCCAUUCGAGGAUCAUUCCCUGUCGAGCUGAUUGGACUCGACAUGGAAUCUGAUUCUGAACAAGUUUUCGAUGCCGCUGUCCAAAAGGCAUGGGCUUGCUCCGGGAAUUUCGAUGCUUUUGUCAACUCUUAUACCUACCAAGGGAAGAUACAAGACAUUCUUCAAGUGUCUCAAGAUGAGUUCAAGAAAACCACAAAGAUCAAUCUCACCGCGUCUUGGUUUCUACUGAAGGCUGUAGCCUCAAGGAUGAAAGACCAUGGUUCUGGAGGCUCUAUUGUUUUCAUGGCCACUAUCGCUAGCGGACAGAGAGGUCUUUACCCUGGAGCUGAUGCCUACACUACUACCUCUGCUGCUAUUCAUCAACUCGUUCGGGCGUCAGCCAUUAGUCUAGGGAAGCACAAGAUACGGGUCAACAUGAUCUCUAGAGGGCUGCAUCUGGACGAUGAAUAUCCAGCUUCUGUUGGAAGAGAUCGAGCGAUCAAGAUGGUCAAGGAUGCUGCACCGCUAGGCCAGUGGCUUAACCCCAGUACGGACCUCUACUCCACUGUUAUCUACUUGAUCAGUGACGGCUCACGCUUCAUCACUGGCACCACUGUUUUGGUCGAUGGAGCACAGUCUCUUACGCGACCCCGUCUCAAAUCCUAUAUGUGAUCUCAUUUUGAUCAGUAUCUAAUACAAUACCAUCUUUGUUUGAUCAGUAUCUACUAUUGUAAUUCCAUGUUAAUUGUGUGUGUUUCCUGGAAAAGUGACUUUGGGAUAAAGUUUGUAUGACUUUGGAGGGAUGAAUAAUUUGUCUAGGCAAUGAUUUUUAUUUUAAUA